UGUCACUAUAUUAGCGUUUUGUAUGACAUGUCAGUCAAGUGAAGAAAGAAAGAAAAAAGAAAUGCAUAAUUGCGAGUGAAUUUGUUUUGUGCACGUUUAAAUGAUUUAGGAUCGUGAAAUUUGUGGUAUCUGCUAUAGUAAGAAACUUAUAGCAUCUGUUUAAAUUAUCCGACAACAAGAUUUUGUAGGUACUAAACAUGGGUGAUGGACAAAGCGAAAAUCAACCCUUGUUGAGAGAUGAGGAAGUGAACGUAAGCACGAUAUCGCCGAUUGGUCCUGAUGAGCUGCCACCGCCGUAUCAGCAGGCUGGGUUGCCCAUGGUAACAUGUCGCGUGUGCCAGGCUAUGAUUGAUAUCUCUGGAAAGAGAGAGCAGCAUGUUGUAAAAUGUUCUGAAUGCAAUGAAGCCACACCUAUAAGGAAUGCUCCACCAGGGAAGAAAUAUGUGCGUUGCCCUUGCAAUUGUCUGCUCAUCUGCAAGUCAUCAUCCCAGCGCAUUGCCUGCCCUAGAGCUAACUGCAAAAGGAUCAUCAAUUUAGCACCAUCCCCUGUUACACCCCCAAUACCUAUAUUACCAGGCAUGUGUAGAGUUAUUUGUGGACACUGCCAGGAUACAUUUUUGUAUCAGUUACUGAAGAACGCGCCGGUGCGAUGCCCGCACUGUCGGAAAGUGUCGUCUGUGGGUCACCGUAUGGCUCGUGUCCGUGGAACGGUAUUCGCUGUACUCUCAUUCAUAUUCUUGGCCAUCGCACUCGGCGUCACUCUUGGUACGCUGUCUGCAGCUAAGGAUCACGGCAGUGGAGUCUACAUUGCUUAUGUGGGAGCAUUCUUAGUUGCAUUUCUACUGGGUAGUCGUGCUGUCUACUAUUUUGCCAUGAAAGUAAGCACAAUCGAAGGCCCCAUGUAAGUUCAGGUACCGUAUAUUGUUAUUGUGAUAAAAUUUUUAUGACUAGGGUAUAUUACUAAUAAAUAUCUCAAUUCCAUAUGUAUAGAAUUAUAAUACAUAUUUGGUUUUGUACCAAAUAUCUAGAAUAAUAUAGGUAGUUGCAUUAUUUUCUUGCAAAAUGUAUGCGUCUGACUAUUUUACUGCUAUUAUUAGACUCCAUUUCAUCUGAAAUGUAACGAAUUGUAUUUUAUACUUAGUAAAUUUCUAAAACCUAUCAAGAAAAAAAAGUCUAUAAGAUAUGCAUAUUAUAAUGACAAUUUCGUUAUCAUAUACUAUGUCAAGUUGAAACAUCUGUGCCGGACUCAAUAUAAAAUUCCAAUAGCUCAAUAGUAUCAUGGAUCUGUAAAUUUUUAUGAAGCGAGGUUUAAACUAGGACUAAAACUUGUAGUAUAUGCAGACAACAAAAUAUUAUAUUAUUUAUAAAUCCUUCAAAAAUAUAUUAUUUUGCUUAAAUAUAUACAAGUUUUAUUGGAAACAUGCACAUGUGUGUUGUUAGCUUUGAUGUCUUAGCUACGUAUAGUAAAUUGACAAUGUUUAUGCUAUUGAAUAAAAAGCUUAAAUAUGUAAUCGAAUGCAGUUAAUCACAUUAAUCAAAAUAAUUAUCAAUGUUGCCAUUUUUUCAAUGGGCUGUUGUAAAAUAUCCAAAUUAUUUUUUGUAAAUUAGUCUAUUUGUAUUACAUUGUAACGCAUGCCUUAAUCCGGAAUAUCUGUAUUGAACUAAGUAAAUUUUGCGAUGAUUACAUAAAAUCCUCAUAUACGAAUUUUAAUACUUAGUCAAAGUAACCAAAUAUUAACAUUAUAAAAUGUCUUAAAAAAUAGAACUGUUCUGUUCCUCCAUUCCGAAUAUCAUAACAUACAUUUUCUAUAAAUAAAAUAGUGUUUUUCUUUGCACAAAGAGCUGCCGUGUAAGUUAUAAAAUCAAUAAGUAAUUAAUAAAUAACUUUUGUUCGUGUGGACUCAGUGGCUGUAGGGCUAAUUUCAUUUCAUGUUAUUGGAAAUUUUAAUAAAUAAAAUCUGCCCCACUUGAAACUACCUACAACUUGAUCUUCACGUAAAAUCGCCAGGCCACCUAAUAGAGGUUAAUAGGGUGGAUCUCCGAGCGUUUCGAACGCUGCGGCCGCGCGUCAUGUUAUUUUUCAAAUUUUAACAAAGACAAGAAUCAGUUUUACUAUCUUAAUUUAAAAUCAUUAAUGUGUAUUGUGAUUAAUGUCAAUUCUAAUGAUUGAUUUUGGAAAUGAUUGCUUCCUCAAGAAAAUUAACGGAUAAUAAUGACGGCGAGGCCGCAGCGGUCGGAACGCUCGGAGAUCCACCCAAUAGAUUUAUGAUAUCAGAGAUUCCGAAUAUUAAACCGGUUUCUUAUGUAAAUGUGUUAGGUAGAUUAAUUUUACCAAAAACCAAAAGCGAGUUUUUACAAGCAUAUAUUAACAACGCCGCCUGGUGGCUAACAGCCGGAGUCACACAGGCUUAUAUAUCGGCUCACUUCGAUCCCACAGAACCCUUCGUCAAAUUGACGUUUGCUAACAAAACUGGCACGAAGGCCUCGUGCUUUUUAAAUAAUCUUAUGUUAGAUGAUAAACUUACUUAUGUUUUUAACAUUUGAAAUUGGUUUCUCGAAUUAGUAUAUUGAAUUUUCAUUUAUUCUUGAGACCCAUGUUUAUUAUUAAUACUUAAAAUAUCAGUACCAUAAAUCCCAGACAGACAGAUCUCUAUAUAAUUUUAUCUAUACAAAUAUAGAAGAUGCUUUCAGCUGAAGCAAUACAAUGUCAUGUGCCUAAAUCAAUAUACUCUAUUAUGUGUUAAUGGACUAGUCUGUUAUAAGUUUUCGUUUAUCAGCUUUAUCCCAUUAAGUAUCAUUAAAAUUGCCUAGUUUUUGUUUUUUUUUUUAGUGCGAUAAAAAGCAUAGUUUAGAAAUAUAGAUACGAAAUUAAAUACUUAUAAAAUGUAAUAUUAAUGUUGUAUUUUUUUAUAAUGUUACACCUAUUUUAAUUUUAGCAACUUUUAGUUAACAUAAACAUAACUGUUGCAACUAACAGUUCAGAGAAAAUAGGAAAAAAAAGUUGUAUAAUGCGGGACCAUCUUGACAUGACCCGAUAGUUGUGAUUGCGACUUACAAGGUAUUUCCGAAGCGUCUAUAUUAUUUUCUAUUUGGGAAUUCAUACAUUCUCAGAAGACAGAUUUCAUUCAUACAGGAAGGGUUGCAACUUAACCAUAGAGCUCAAGCAGCUUCAAAAUUAGCUCGAGCUAAUUUUUGGUUAAAGUACUGACAUACUGAUAGAUUUUUAUGAUUUUACUGCAUACAACUACACAUAACAUUAUUAUCUUUAGUAUGUAUCAUUUAUAAAAUUAUAGAUAUGAUAGGAAGAGUCGAGUCGUAAAUAGGAAAACGUCGCCCAAUGGAAAUUACAUUUUAUUUGUUUUAGAUGUGAUAAUUUUAUUUUGUAAAUUUAUCUAUAUAAUGUUUAGAACAUUCUGUGAAACUAAGACUUGAAAAUAUGUAGAACAUUCUAUGCAGUAUGUAAAAUUAUUAGUAGAUAUCAUGUAAUUAUAAUAUUUUCGUAAAAUAGUAGGCUUUACACAUGUAUUUUUAGUUUUUAAGUUGAAUAAAAUGGUAUCUAUUGAACA
Molecule: messenger RNA, 3566 nt
Organism: Plodia interpunctella (Indianmeal moth)
Lineage: Eukaryota; Metazoa; Arthropoda; Insecta; Lepidoptera; Pyralidae
Exons: 4
Coding region: 198-905 (235 amino acids)
Biological process (GO): phosphatidylinositol dephosphorylation
Cellular component (GO): late endosome membrane; plasma membrane; lysosomal membrane
Molecular function (GO): phosphatidylinositol-4,5-bisphosphate 4-phosphatase activity
Source: RefSeq, a predicted model, not a curated record